Molecule: messenger RNA, 1698 nt
Organism: Tarenaya hassleriana
Lineage: Eukaryota; Viridiplantae; Streptophyta; Magnoliopsida; Brassicales; Cleomaceae
Product: fatty acyl-CoA reductase 6, chloroplastic-like
Exons: 9
Coding region: 26-1585 (519 amino acids)
Biological process (GO): suberin biosynthetic process; long-chain fatty-acyl-CoA metabolic process
Cellular component (GO): intracellular membrane-bounded organelle
Molecular function (GO): alcohol-forming very long-chain fatty acyl-CoA reductase (NADP+) activity
Source: RefSeq, a predicted model, not a curated record
GCCUUCUUCCUUCUCCAACACGUUAAUGGCCGCCUUCCAUUGCACCACCGUUGUUUCUGGCUUCAGCUUCGCUCACGACAGCAUCUUCCCCUCCAAACCAAACAGCUACUUGUGUCGUUUUUCAAAGCGAACUGGUGGGUCAGCUCGUGGAGUUAUCACUUGCCGUCAGGACAAGACCCCAGAAGCUGUGAUGUCAGAGGCAGAGAAGUGUGAUGGCAAUAGAGUCGUCAGUUUCAUGAAGGGGAAGAACUAUUUCAUCACCGGAGCAACAGGGUUUCUUGCCAAAGUUUUCAUCGAGAAAUUGUUGAGAGCAACUCCAGAGACCGGGAAGAUCUUCCUUCUGGUGAAGGCUGAUGAUCAAGAAGCUGCCCGCAAGAGGCUCCACGACGAGAUCAUAAACUCUGACCUGUUUGAGCUUCUGAAACGAACACAUGGGAACUCAUACGAAGCUUUUAUGACGAGCAAGUUGAUUCCGAUAGUGGGAGACAUUUCACAAAACAACCUCGGGAUGGACCCUGAAACAGCCGACAGUAUCUCCAAGGAGAUCGAUGUCAUCAUCAGCUCUGCCGCCAGGACAACCUUCGACGACCGGUACGAUUUGGCUCUGAGCACCAAUACAAUGGGACCCCACCAGUUCAUGAGAUUUUCCAAGAAAUGCGAGAGAUUGACUCUUGUUCUUCACUUCUCAACCGCUUAUGUGAAUGGAACGAGACAAGGGAUCGUACCAGAGACUCCUCUUCCAAGAUUGGAAAUUGAAUCCGAGCUGAAACUAGCUUCAGAAGCUGCAAGAACUUUCCAUCACCGAGAAAUGGCCCAGAAAAUGAAGGAACUUGGUCGUGAACGAGCCAUCAUCCACGGGUUUCAAGACACAUACACUUUGGCCAAAGCAAUGGGGGAGAUGGUGAUAGAUAGCUCCCGAGGCAAUCUUCCCAUUGUGAUCAUACGACCAGGUGCCAUUGAAAGCUCCUACACAGAGCCUUUCCCCGGCUGGAUACAAGGAAACCGAAUGGCGGAUCCAUUGAUCUUGGCUUAUGGCAAAGGGCAGCUCCCGUGCUUGUUCGGCGACCCUCAAACCGUGGUUGAUGUAGUACCAGUGGAUAUGGUUGUGAAUUUUGCAAUGGCAGCCAUGGCAAAACAUGGCAUAGAUCCGAAGCCCGGGCUGAGCGUGUACCAUCCAACCUCGUCUGUUGCGAAUCCGCUGCCGCUUCACGAGCUCUUUGACCUUGUUCAUCGACAUUUCUGUCACUCUCCAUUGAGGGAUUCCAAAGGAGAGGACAUAGUGACAGAGCCGAUGAAAUUCCACAGUUCCCUGGAAGAUUUCUGCUCGUACAUCAGAACCAAAUCAAAAACGAAAAGCCAGAGAAAAAUAAAGUAUUUCGAGGGCAUAGCCAAAGCGUAUGAGCCAGUAACGUUCACAAAAGCACGGUUUGACAACACCAAUGCCCGGAGAUUGGUGGAGGAGAUGGCAAUGGAAGAGAGAAGCAUGUUUGGGUUCAACACAGAGAGCAUAGAUUGGCCGCAUUACAUCAUGAACGUUCAUAUUCCGGGUCUGAAGAAGCAUGUCCUGCGGGGAAGACAGACUUGAAAAGAGUUCAAGAUUAUAUACACAGAAAGAGAUUCAUCUUCCAUUACGUUUUAGAGAUUGAAACUACGGAUUAAUGUCUGAUUAUUGGUAAUGACAACAACAAGAUCCUACAA